AUGAAGCUUAUGCUGGGCCUCGGCCUGUUUCUGGCUGGCCUCCUCACAGCACAGAAUCUUCAGCAGCCCGACCUUUCUCCAAGAAGCUAUGAAGCCCAGGGCCAAGAUGGAGAGUCAAAGGCCAAGAGAAACGCCCAGCAACUGGCCUGGCGCAAUAUGCAGUUUGGUUUCAAGCUGCUCAAGAAGCUGGCUUUCAGGAACCCUAGGCAGAACAUCUUCUUCUCCCCACUAAGCAUUUCCACCGCCUUCUCCAUGCUGUCUCUGGGGGCCCAGGACUCCACACUGGCUGAGAUAAAGCAGGGCCUGAGCUUCCGGGGCAUGGCAGACAGGGACCUGCACGAGGGCUUCCACUACCUCCUCAAAAGGCUAAACCAGGAGAAGCAGGACGUCAAGAUGGACCUUGGCAAUGCCCUGUUCAUCGACAGGAGGCUGAAGCCCCAGAGGAACUUCCUGAGAGCCGCCAAGAGCAUGUACAAUGCAGAGAUGCUGUCCACCAGCUUCCAGAACUUGAAAGAAACUCAGAGGCAGAUCAAUGGCUAUAUCAGCCAGAAAACUCACGGGAAAAUCCAUAACCUAGUCAGGAGCAUAGACCCGGGAACAGUCAUGAUUCUUACAAACUACAUUUUCUUUCAAGCCAGGUGGAAAUAUGAAUUUGACCCCAAGAAAACUAAAGAGGAGAAUUUCUUUGUGGAUGAAAGGAAGACAGUGAAGGUGCCGAUGAUGUUCCGUUCGGGCCUGUAUGACAUCGCCUAUGACGACCAGCUGGGCUGCACCAUCCUGGAGAUGCCGUACUACGGGAACAUCACCGUCGCCUUCAUUCUCCCCGACAAGGGCAAGAUGCAGAGCCUGGAAGAGGGCUUGAAGGUGGACAUUUUCAGCAAAUGGAAGAGUCUGCUUGCAAAAAGGGUGGUGGAUGUGUUCGUGCCUAAGCUCCACAUCACUGGGACCUACAACUUGAAGAAGACCCUGUCCCAACUGGGCAUCAGCAAAGUCUUCGAGGAGCACGGUGACCUCAGCAGGAUCUCCCCCUACCGCAGCCUGAAAGUGGGUGAGGCAGUGCACAAGGCUGAGCUGAAGAUGGAUGAGAAGGGUACAGAGGGGGCUGCGGGCUCUGGAGCCCAGACACUGCCUAUGGAGACCCCGGAAAAACUCAAGUUAGACAGACCUUAUAUGCUACUGCUUUAUGAGAAAAUCACCCCUUCCAUGAUUUUCCUGGCAAAGAUUGUUGACCCUAGAGGGCAAUAA
This is a messenger RNA of Dipodomys ordii (Ord's kangaroo rat), 1245 nucleotides long. RefSeq names its product serpin peptidase inhibitor, clade A (alpha-1 antiproteinase, antitrypsin), member 12 (gene Serpina12). The coding region runs from base 1 to 1245 and encodes 414 amino acids. Gene Ontology annotation, molecular function: serine-type endopeptidase inhibitor activity. The transcript is spliced from 4 exons. Lineage: Eukaryota; Metazoa; Chordata; Mammalia; Rodentia; Heteromyidae. The record is from RefSeq and is a predicted model, not a curated record. Gene Ontology annotation, biological process: negative regulation of endopeptidase activity.